UUACAUUCUCCAGUUUUUCACAAUACCACAAGAAAAAAAAUGGGAGCAGCAACGAGGGUUUGGAUGAGCACUUUGGUGGUGGUGAUGGCGGUGCUGGUGUUUGGACUUGGGGACUGCGCGGCGCCGGCUCCUUCGGUGGACUGCUCGAGCCUGAUCUUGAACAUGGCGGACUGCUUGUCGUUUGUGUCGAAUGGGAGCACGGAAACGAAGCCGGCAGGGACUUGCUGCAAUGGCCUCAAGACUGUGCUCAAAGCCGACGCCUCCUGCCGCCUCUGUGAGGCCUUCAAGAGCAGUGCUCAGCUCGGCGUCGUUUUGAACAUCACCAAGGGCUGCUUUUGCAUCUCCCUCCCCAAAUUCCCAAAUCAAAACUCCCAAAAUCCACGAUCAGAAGAGUUGGAUUUUAAUCCAAAUUCCCAAUCAUCCGCUGAGAAAAGAUGCCGCAGAGGCACUCGAAGAACGACAACGACCUCGCUUUCUUCACCUACGACGAGAAGAAGAAGCUCGGCUAUGGAACCCAGAGGGAGCGGUUGGGCAGGGACUCCAUCAAGCCCUUCGACGCCUGCUGCCUCUGCCUGAAACCCUUCAUCGACCCCUGCGACAACCUCUUCG
Molecule: messenger RNA, 609 nt
Organism: Pyrus x bretschneideri (Chinese white pear)
Lineage: Eukaryota; Viridiplantae; Streptophyta; Magnoliopsida; Rosales; Rosaceae
Product: non-specific lipid transfer protein GPI-anchored 31-like
Exons: 1
Coding region: 40-576 (178 amino acids)
Source: RefSeq, a predicted model, not a curated record